AUGUUGAAAGUAGCAUCUACAUCGAGUCGAUAUUCUACAGAACGGUUUAUUCCAUUGAAGAAUGUGGCUGUACAAGUUAAUAUUCAUUCAUUUGCAGCUGAAGUUUGUAUUAAACAAAUUUUUAUCAAUAGUGAAGAAUUAGAAGCUCCAAUCGAAGCAGUUUAUUGUUUUCCUAUUGAAGAACAAGCUGCUAUUUAUAGUUUCGAAGCAAUACUGGAUGAUGGUAGAAAAAUUCAAGCUCAAAUUAAAGAAAAGAAAUCAGCACAACGUGAAUAUUGUAAUGCAUUACAACAAGGACAUGGAGCAUUUUUACUUGAACAAGAUGAAAAAUCCAAUGAUAUAUUUACUAUCAGUGUUGGUUCACUUAAACCACAAGCAAAAUGUGAAAUUGAAAUUCGUUAUGUACAAGAACUUGAAUUAAUUGAUGAUGGUCAACGUAUACAAUUCGUUUUACCAACUGCAAUUGCACCACGAUAUAGUUCAAUAUCUGCUGGUGAUGGUCAUAUAAAAUCUCCUGGAACAACAACAUCAAAAUAUGUACAAUCUGCACCAUAUACAAUAUCAUUUUCUUGUUCGAUUGCAUCAUUACCUAUAGUAUCGAUUAAUUCACCAUCUCAUCCAAUUCAAGUUACAAUAGAUUCAAAUGAUAAUCAAUAUCCAAGAAUGAAUGCUUCUCUCGUUCAAGAAAAUACACAUCUUGAUCGUGAUAUUAUUCUUAAUAUGGAUCUUAAACAACAACAAAUUCAUACAUAUACUCUUGUUGAAAAACAAGCAAUUAUGGUAUCAUUAGUACCAACAUUGGAAUUAUGUCAUACCAGCAAUAAAAUGGAACAAAUUAAUUGUGAAUAUAUUUUUGUAGUCGACUGUAGCGGAUCUAUGGCUGGAGAGAAUAAAAUCGAUUAUGCUCGACAGGCAAUGUCCAUUUUUAUUAAAAGUUUACCUAUUGGAAGUUAUUUUAAUAUAUUUCGAUUUGGUUCCACAUAUGAACAAUUUAAUCAUAAUCAAAUAACUAUUGAAUACAACGAAGAAAGUGCUAAAAAUGCUAUGACAUAUAUUACCGAUAUGAAGGCUGAUUUAGGUGGAACAGAACUUUAUUCCGUUCUUUCUCAUUUACAAAUGACUCCACCGAAAACAAAUUAUUCACGUCAGAUAUUUCUUUUAACCGAUGGUGAAAUAGAUGAUGUUGAUGAAGUACUUCGUCUAUGUUAUUCCAUGUCAAGUACAACACGAAUUUUUUCAUUCGGUCUUGGUUCUGCACCAAGUCGUGCUUUAGUCAAAGGUCUAGCUCGAGUUACAAAUGGUUCAUUUCUUUUUAUUCCACCAAAUACGCAUGUUGAUACGGCUGUUGCUCGACAAUUAGACAAAGCACUUCAACCAUGUUUAGUUAAUCUUAAAAUUCAAUGUCAUUUUGAUAAUAAUGAAUUGAAAGAUUAUUGA
Molecule: messenger RNA, 1437 nt
Organism: Adineta steineri
Lineage: Eukaryota; Metazoa; Rotifera; Eurotatoria; Adinetida; Adinetidae
Source: the annotation of a GenBank genome assembly